UGGAUGUGGUCUGUCAUGAUAAAUAUAUUAACGGUCUAGAGUAUGUAUUAGCCAACAAUCUCAAUGAAUCAACGACUCAAGUCUUUACUAAACAAAUACAAGAACCAUGAAAAAAUCAUCAAGAAGCUCCACGCCCACGCCAUUACUCUUGGCUCACUCUCCACCCACCAACACCUCGCUUCUAAAUUCUUGAAUAUUUACUCACUACUCAACAGACCAGCACAAGCCCAAAACAUAUUCAACCAAAUUCAACAACCAGACAUUGUUUCAUGGACUUGUUUGAUGAACCAUUACUUGAAUAUUGACAAACCCAACAAAGCUAUCUCAAUCUUCUCUCAGUUGCUUGUUAAUCACAAGCCUGAUGGCUUCUCAGCUGUAGCUGCUCUAACAGCUUGCGGUAGAUUUCGAGAUUUGAGAAAUGGGAGAGCUGUUCAUGGGAUGGUGAUUAGGUUUGAGCUUUGUGAUGAACCCAUUUUGGGUAAUGCUUUGAUUGAUAUGUAUAGCAGCAAUGGGGAUGCUUUGAGGGCUAAGACUGUGUUUGAUGUUAUGGGUGUUAGAGAUGUUGUGUCAUGGACUAGUUUGCUUAAUGGGUUUGUGAAAUGUGAUGAUAUGGAUAGUGCACGCCAAGUGUUUGAUGAAAUGCCGGUCAGGAAUGCUGUUUCCUGGACGGGGAUGAUUGUUGGGUUUGUUCGUGGGAAGGUUUCGGUUUGUGGGUUGGAGUUGUUUAGAGAAAUGGUUGGGGAUGGUGGAGCUUUUCCUACGGAGAUUACGGUUGUUGCUGUUCUUUCUGGUUGUGCUGAUAUUGGAGCUCUUGAUUUUGGCAGGACUGUGCAUGGUUUUGUUAGUAAGUCGGUUUUGGUUAGAGAUAUGGCGGUGAAUAAUGCAUUGAUUGAUAUGUAUUCCAAGAGCGGAAGCUUGGAAUCUGGACUAGAGAUUUUUCAUGGGAUGGGUUGUAAGGAUUUGUUUACAUGGACUACGACGAUAUCAGGAUUAGCACUUCAUGGGAAAGGAAGACGUGCGGUUGAAUUGUUUGGCGACAUGUUGGCGACUGGACUUACUCCGAAUAUAGUUACAUAUGUUGCAGUGUUAUCGGCUUGUGGUCACUCAGGACUGAUUGAACAGGGGAAAUUAUUGUUUAAAAAUAUGAUAAAUAGCAAUGGAAUGAAACCAACAAUUCAGCAUUAUGGGUGUAUGGUUGAUCUUUUAGGACGAGCUGGAUGUGUACAUGAAGCUAUUGAGUUGAUUGAAUGUAUGCCUAUGAGACCGGAUGCUGUGAUUUGGAGGUCACUUCUAAGUGCUUGUUUAGGUAAGGGAGAAUUGAAUUUAGCUGAAAUAGCUGCGAAGAAGAUUAUUGAACUUGAACCUGAGAGUGAUGGGGUGUAUAUACUUCUAUGGAAUAUUUAUCGCAAUGCAAAUAAAUGGGAUGAUGCAUCUAAGACGAUAAAGAUGAUGAGAAGUCAAAAAAUUAAGAAAAAACCAGGUUGUAGUUGGAUUGAGCUGAAUGGCAUCGUUCAUGAAUUUCUUGCUGAAGAUUCACUGAGUUCUAUUAGGCCAGACAUGUAUAUAGUCUUAAAAACUAUAAUCAAUGAAUCAAAACCUGAUACUAAUAUCUUGUUCUUUUGAAUACAUGUUUUUUUUUACUAAAGAUUGUUUGAUCUUUUUUAUUGGUUGUCAUGCUAAUCAGCUAUUA
Daucus carota subsp. sativus is the source of this 1690-nucleotide messenger RNA. RefSeq names its product putative pentatricopeptide repeat-containing protein At3g15930. NCBI's taxonomy places the organism in Eukaryota, Viridiplantae, Streptophyta, Magnoliopsida, Apiales, Apiaceae. The transcript has a single exon. Gene Ontology annotation, cellular component: intracellular membrane-bounded organelle. Bases 64 to 1623 code for a protein of 519 amino acids. Gene Ontology annotation, biological process: RNA modification. The record is from RefSeq and is a predicted model, not a curated record. Gene Ontology annotation, molecular function: protein binding; RNA binding.